ACCCAAUCAUCCACACCCUCUAUCAAGCCAUGAGGACACUGCGAUUCAUCUUCGUUAUCUGUCUUGCUGCAUGUCUCUCUUGUAUCAAGGUCAGCCCAUCGCCCGUUCCAUCCGGACAGGAUUCUCACAGCUCAAGAUCGCUGCACCGUGUCGCGCUCGCCAGUGGUGCCUAUCGAGGUCUGCAUGACCCCACUACCCGUUCAACGGUGUAUUACGGCAUCCCGUAUGCCCGUGCGGGGCGCUUCAAGAGGCCGGUUCCCACCGAGGAAGAUACUCGCACCGUCAAACAGACUACAGACGCUACCCAACAUAGCCCUGCAUGCACAAACUUCAACAUUCCACCACCUUACGAUGAGGGUUUCAAGGAGCUCCUGGGCUCGGCGCCCAUCGCACCGCAGAGCGAGGACUGCCUGACGAUGGACGUCUAUGUUCCCGAUGAAGCCCAGACGUGUGAUGAUCAGCUUCCUGUGCUCUUAUUUAUCGCAGGAGGAGGUUUCCUGAACGGAGCAAGCUUUAUCUACGACAUGCGACCCAUGUUGGAAAAGGCAACCGACUUAAACAAGCCCUUUCUCGGAGUCGUUAUUCAGUACCGACUUGGUCCCUUUGGCUUUCUGAAUCCUUCCACAAGGCCUGAUGAUUUCAACUUGGGUCUUCUCGAUCAGCGAGAAGCACUGCGAUAUGUUCGUGACAAUAUUGCGUCGUUCGGAGGAGACCCCAGCAGAGUGACGCUCAUGGGGCAGAGUGCAGGUGCGCAGUCUUCACUCUAUCAGCUCCUCUUUGCAAGUGCAAAGGAGCAGCUCUUCCACUCCAUCUGGCUCGCCAGUGUGCCGUCCACCGCAGCACCCUUCCUCCAAACUGAGACCCACUCCAUGGACGACAUUAUUGCCGCAGUCGCAGAAGCAGCGGGAUGUCCAGCCAACGUCACCGUGAACGAGAACGUGGUCUGCUUGGAGAAGGUCGAUGCGCAGAAGCUGGUCAACGUAUCGACAGAAGCAUGGCAAGGUAGUGGACCAAGUCUGGGCGGCCUGGUGUCAGAAAAUGUAUUUGAGAGGAUCGCGUCAAAGCGCUACCCAGACAUUCCCACCGUCGUCUCCUCAUGCAGAGACGAAGGAACCAGCUCAGCGAUUGGAUUCAAGGCCGACAAUGAAGAGGCGUCCGCUCUUGGCGUGCAAAUCCUCAUCAACACUGCUCACCGCUUCGAUGAGGAGCAGGCUAAAAAGAUUGUCGAGGACAUGCUCUCAGCGUACCCAAACGACCCCGCUCGGGGCGCCCCCUUCGAUGGUCGCAACACAACGUAUGGAGAGCCAAGCCAAUACAAGCGCCUUUCUGCCAUCGACACCGACUCGACCUACACCACUGCCUGGCUGGACUACCUUUCUGCUUUUUCUUCUCAUUCAAGCAGGAGCAAGGUCUGGGGUCUUCUUUUCCAAGAGCCGAUCCCAGGCACCUCAGAAGCAAUGGGUGUGCAGCACGGCUCAGACUUGGCCUUCUACUUUCCCACUCUCUUACCCGACAACGAUCCUCGCAAAUUUGGAAAGACAUCUGUGGUGGACGCACUGCACACCUCUCUAAUCCACUUUGUCCACUGCGGCCACCCAGCAGCCCAGGAAGAUGGCGACAAAUGGAGCUUGUAUAAUGAGGCACAAGGCUCUACUCAGGUCACAAGCAUUGGUGGGCGCGGGAACGAAAGCAUCCGCACAAUCGCGCCCCCUUAUCGGAGUGGUUUUGAUGUCAUCCGCCGUUAUUUCAGGCCAUGAUGCUAUUCUUCACUUCCGG
Molecule: messenger RNA, 1776 nt
Organism: Acaromyces ingoldii
Lineage: Eukaryota; Fungi; Basidiomycota; Exobasidiomycetes; Exobasidiales; Cryptobasidiaceae
Product: alpha/beta-hydrolase
Exons: 3
Coding region: 30-1757 (575 amino acids)
Source: RefSeq, a predicted model, not a curated record